CCCGCCACUCGCCUCCUUCGGCGACGGGAGCGCUACCGCUCUCCCGACGGGGGAGAUCCCUUGCCCGCCCGUGCGCCCUCUCCGUCCGGGGGCCCCGGUCCCCAGGGUGUCGCGGCGGCGGUAUUCACAGGCCUGGCCGCGGGGGGAGGGGGCGGACUGGAGGCAGUGGCGGGGUCAGCACCGGCCACCGCAAGCGGGGCCAUGGAGCCCAGGGAGUCGGGGAAGGCUCCUGUGACGUUUGAUGACAUCACUGUAUACUUGCUUCAGGAGGAGUGGAUGCUGCUGAGUCAGCAACAGAAGGAUAUCUGUGGUUCCAAAAAGCUGGUGGCUCCACUAGGACCAACUGUUGCCAACCCAGAGCUGUUCUGUAAGUUUGAGCAAAGGCCAGAACCAUGGCCAGGCAGUGUAAGGGGCCAGAGGAGUGUCCCAAGCCAGCGCCCAGGGAAAAACAAGAUGGGCUGCAUGGAAGAAAGGGACUCACGAAGUCCAGCAGGAGAAGCCGGACGGGACCUGCCCCCGCAGAAGAAAGCCUGUCUUUCCCACUUGAGCACUGAGCAUGACAACACUGAGGUAGACUGUGCAGGAAAAAGCAAAAAACCCUUGAAACCCCGCUCUAUCCGGAAGUCUUGGUUUACGCAGUUCCCAUGGUUGGUCAUGAAUGAGGAGCAGACGGCUCUCUUUUGCUCUGCUUGCCGAGAAUACCCAUCUGUCAGGGACAAACGGUCAAGAUUAAUAGAAGGUUAUACAGGACCAUUCAAGGUGGAGACUCUCAAAUAUCACGCCAAGAGCAAAGCUCACCUGUUCUGCAUCAAUGCCUUGGCAGCACGGGACCCCGUCUGGGCGGCCCGUUUCCAGAGUGUCCGAGAGGAAUGUGGAGAUGUCCUGGCCAGCCCGGAGCACCUCUUCACGGCGGAGUACCCCAUACUGUACCCCCCGGGGACUCUGGGAGUCUAUGAUAACAUGGCCCAGCUCCUGCCCAGCACGGGGGCUGAACUGGAGGGCCCCGGGGGGAAUGGAGCAGUUCCUACACUGUAUCCAGACUGCAUUCCUGAGUUGAGGCAAAAAGAAAUUGCUGAUGAUGCCCACAGCUCCUCAAAGGUCAACAUUUUGCACGAUGAUGCUGCUGAACCCUGUGGCCAGGAUCCUUCUGAAGAGGGGCUGUUUGAGGAGGUUCCUGUGGUGUUUGAGGAUGUGGCGGUGUAUUUCACCCGGGAGGAGUGGGGCAUGCUAGUCAAGCGGCAGAAGGAGCUGUACAGAGACGUGAUGCGGAUGAAUUAUGAGCUGUUGGCUUCCCUGGGACCUGCCGCUACCAAACCAAACUUGAUCUCAAAACUGGAACACCGAGCUCCACCCUGGAUCAAGGACCCAAACGGGCCGAAGUGGGGGAAAGGUUGUCCUCCAGGGAAGAAGAAGAUGGGGGCCAGAAGAGAGGCAGACACACAAGCCUUGCCUAUAGACUCUCCCGUGCCUCCAGCAGCUCCUCUGGAGACACGUAACUCCUACUGCAAUUCCAGCCUUCGUGCAGUCGGAGCAGAUGGCCCUGGGAUGAUCAAGAGGACGUACAGACCCCGUUCCAUUCAGAGGUCAUGGUUUGGGCAGUUCCCGUGGUUAGUAAUUGACCCAAAGGAGACCAAGCUCUUCUGCUCAGCUUGCAAAGGAAGACCGAGUCUCCACGACAAGUCGUCCCGGUUAGUCCGAGGUUACACGGGGCCUUUUAAAGUGGAGACUUUAAAAUACCAUGAGGUCAGCAAAGCACACAAGCUCUGUGUCAACACUGUCGAAAUCACGGAGGAUGCGCCUCCCGCCACGCUGGUCCCGGAGAUGUCCAGCGACCUGAUGGCGAGCAUGGGCUACCUCUUCAACGCUGCCUACUCCAUUGCAUACCACUCGCGGCCCCUGAACGACUUUGAGAAGAUCCUGCAACUCCUCCAGAGCACCGGGACCAUGAUUUUGGGCAAGUACCGGAAUCGCACGGCCUGCACGCAGUUCAUCAAGUAUAUCUCCGAGACCCUGAGGAAGGAGAUCCUCGAGGAUGUUCGAAACUCGCCGUGCGUGAGCGUGCUGCUGGACCGCUGCACGGACGCCUCGGACCAGGCCUGCGUGGGGAUUUAUCUCCGCUACUUUAAGGGGACCGAGGUGAAAGAGUCGUACAUCACUCUGGCCCCUCUCUACAGUGAGACGGUGGACGGCUACUUUGAGACCGUGGUCUCUGCCCUGGAUGAGCUGGACAUCCCCUUCCGGAAGCCCGGCUGGGUGGUGGGCCUGGGAACCGACGGCUCCGCCGUGCUGAGCAGCAGAGGGGGCCUGGUGGAAAAGUUCCAAGAGGUCAUCCCCCAGCUGCUGCCCGUCCACUGUGUCGCCCACCGGCUGCACCUGGCCGUGGUGGACGCGUGUGGGGGCAUCGAUCUGUUGAAGAAGUGUGACCGGCACAUUCGCACGGUCUUCAAGUUCUAUCAGUCCUCGAGCAAGAGGCUGAGCGAGCUGCAGGAGGGCGCGGGGCCCCUGGAGCAGGAGAUCCUCCGUCUCAAGGACCUGAACGCCGUGCGCUGGGUGGCCAGCAGGAGGCACACGCUGAACGCGCUAGUCGUGAGCUGGCCGGCCCUGGCUCGGCACCUCCAGGCUGUGGCGGAAGCCGGGGGCCAGACCGGGCACAGGGCCAAGGGCCUGCUGAAGCUGAUGAAGAGCUUCCACUUCGUCAAGUUCUGCCACUUCCUUUUGGACUUCCUGAGCAUCUACAGGCCCCUGUCGGAGGUGUGCCAGAAGGAGAUGGUGUCGAUCACAGAGGUGAACUCGGCGCUGGGACGGGCCUACGUAGCCCUGGAGGCCCUGCGUCACCAGGCGGGUCCCAAGGAGGACGAGUUCAAUGCCGGCUUCCGAGAGGGGCUGCUGCACGGCAUCUCCCUGGACAGACAGGAGGGGGCGGGGCAGCGCUUCUGGGCGGACCGGGAGAAGGUGAUCAUCACGGGGAUCGAGUACCUCCAGCGAAGGUUUGACGUGGCCCGGCCCCCGCAGCUCAAGAACAUGGAGGUGUUUGACACUGUGGCCUGGCCAAGUGGGCUGGAACUGGCCAGUUUCGGGAACGAGGAUAUUCUGGCCCUUGCCAGGUCCUUCGAGCUCUCGCUCCCCGCGGGAUACAGCAAGGAGGCGCUCCUGGAGGAGUGGCUGGGCCUGAAAGCCAUGGGCAGGAACCUCCCGUUCUCGAUGCUCUGUAAGAACACCCUGGCACAGGGCUGCCGCUUCCCCCUGCUGAGUAGGCUCGUGGCCGUCGUGGUCUGCGUGCCCGUAUCCACCGCCUGCUGCGAGCGGGGCUUCAGUGCCAUGAACCGGAUCAGGACCGAUGAGAGGACCAAGCUCUCCAACGAGGUGAUCAACAUGCUCAUGAUGACAGCGGUGAACGGGGUGGCCGUCACGGAGUACGACCCACAGCCCGCCAUCCAGCACUGGUACCUGACCUCCUCCGGCCGGCGGUUCAGCCACGUCUACGCAUGCGCCCGAGUGCCGCCCCGCGCCCAUGCACGAGCGGGGCUCAGGAAGGAGAAGACGGGGCCACUCUAUAUGGAGGAGGCUGUGACCCAGAAGCCACCCACUCCAGCCUACAGGGAGCCAGCGGAGAUCCCGAAGGACUGCAUUGCGGACCCUCCUGACAGACUCCUGUACCCCCAUACCAGCCAAGAGGCCCCUGAGCUGUCCUGACAGAGAGCUCCCAUAGGAGCAGGACUCCUAGGGAUUGCCUUGGAGACCCCCUUGCUGCCCUGCCCCUUGGAAUCAUGGUGACAGGCUCUCUGCAGAAUCUAGGCUGCCCUAGAAUCUUCCUUUGCGGGGACUCUCUAAGUACCAGGAAGUGGGCAGUGACAAGACGGUUAAGCCCACCUCCCAGAGAGGCAGGGUAAUCAGGAGCACAAGCCUGUUUACCAAGGCCCCUCUCUAAGCAGCGGUGACCCCACAGCACUGAAACAGGCAAAAAGGUUCCCAUCUCAGAUUCAUCUUCAAGGUGCUUCAGGAAAUGAUCCUAUCAGGAAAGACAUCACCCCAUGUUCUGGGGGCAAGAGGACUUCUCUGAAAUGGGAGAGACUGUUGGGGGUAAGGGCUAAAAGGAGCAUCCCAGCCCCGCAGGAUGGUGCCGGAGCAUUCCAGGGAGGCGGUGGCACAGAAGAGGUGCCUGGGGACCGGCGGAGGGUGACCAGGCUCUGGGGACAACUGGCCUGGCUCUGGGAUCUGUCACCCUGGCUCCAUGGCAGACACAGGGAAGCCUCCACUACAGACGGGAGACUCACAGCAGAAAAUUCCUCCCCCUCCUCCCAGAGCCUCCCUUAGGAUGAGCCAAGCAAAACCCUCUACACAAAGCCCUCAAGAGAGGCCACCUUCCUGUAGCCCCAGGACCACGGAGGAAAGUCUUUCUGGGGAUGAGCUGCUGCCUCUCACCGGUGGCAGCCCUUCUGUGUGACCUGCACCAGUGCUGGACGUGAGCCCGGGCUCCGGAGGGGCGGACACGUCCACGCUUGCCCCGGGGAGGCUUGCGGUCCAGCCCUAGCUCUGCUGCAGGCAGAGGUUCAACCAUAAUUAAUCCCAUCCUCUUUUCUGUGCCUCGAUUUCCCUCUCCGUGACAUGGCAGCAGAGAAUCCAAGUGCCUGCUGGCUCCUGGUCUGCAGACGGUGCCUCCAGCUCCCAUAAAGACAGACAUCAGGUGGCACAGAGCAGACUGAGCUGCCUUUAGCCCUUGUCCUUGUCCCUUGCUACCAAUGUCCUUACUGUGGGAAGAUGUGCUCCCUACGUGUGCCACUCUUCCCAAAGUUGCUCUGGGACCCAGCCUAGGAAUCACUAGGGGUGCUUGUUAAAUAUAGCCCCCCCAUACCUGCCUGAUCAGAUCCGUGGGACUGGGGCUCAGGAUGGUGCAUUGUCUGCAGGAUCUUCCAGGAACUUUGUGGGCCCUCUCAAACUUGAGGACCCCCACCCCAUCUCCCCUGCCUCCCAGAAGUAAAGCACUUUCCCCUCCAGGGCAGCUUCAUUUUAGGGGCAGGAUCCGAGGCUGCUCACCUGGGGGGGGAUGAUGUGGGGCCUAGGUCCUGCCUUCCCAACCAUGGGUGGGAAAUGGGGAGGUUAGAGGGAAAAGCUUCUUCGCCCCCCACUUUUCGAGUUUCAUACAGGCCAGAAGUGGUGCUGCAUCCCAGCCUCGCACCUGGCAACCCUGUCCUGUGCUCCAAGUACAAGGUGUCUGGCCCUCAGCCAGCAGUCUGUCCUCCUCCCAGUCCUAGGGUGGUGCUGGGAUCCAGUGUCCCCCAGUACCCGAUGUUUCCGACUCUCCCUUCCUGCCACCCACCCUUAGCACUUAGCCUUAGUGCCCUCGCCUUCCUGUUUUCAGCUGUGGGUUGGAAUUCGCCCUCACUCUCCGCCUUUAAUUUAGCCUGUGGAAAUGUCUCUCUCCCAGUCCCCUGGUCUGGGGUCUGAGGUAUACUACGGGCCCCUGCAGCUACAGCUGUGGCCACCCCAUGGAGAUAGGAGCCUGGCUCUCCCUCCCCCAUCCAUGUAAGGUUCUAUGGGGAGUUCAGGGAUCUGCCCGAGGCUAGGUGUUGUGGGCGUGAGUUGGUGGGAUGGAAGAGAGAAAGACCCUUCAAAGUGGGGGUUGUCACCCUACACCCUAUUCCUAGAUUCCAAAUUGAGGUGACUUUCUGGCAAGCCUCCUCCCCAUGGCCUCUUCCAUUCUUUAAGAAUCCUCAGAGCAUGAGGCCAGUCCCUCCAGCAGUGUUGUGUGUGAGUUCCAUACACACAAUGCCCUGUGCCGCUCUAGGCACGGAGGUGGAGGCCAGGUAGGGAAGCAUCUGGCCUCCACAUCCACGUACUAAGAAAGACUGCACUGCCAGCUUUUGAGAAGGCUGGGCCCCUUGGAGGAGGCGACAAAAACGCUGUUUGUCAUAGAGAUUUGCACUAUCCACAUUUCUCUUGGGGCACAGGCUUGCUAGCUAAUGGCGAAGAGGACUAGCCACCUUUUUGUGCAGGACCCAGGGCUGACACGUGGUGAGCACCAGCCUGAACUCUGUUUUGUUUCAAGACACUCCCCUGCAUUUCAAACCCAGCACCUGGAGAUGCCCUUGUUGGAGAGCCAUCCUAUUUUUGCCUUGCAAGAGAGCAAACUGAAGGGCACGGGGAAUAGAAGGGUCGAGGCGCUGGCCAGAGUCCUAGCUACGCCUCCACCCUCCUUCCCCUCCUGUAAUCUUUUUUUUUUUUAAGAUUUUAUUUAUUUAUUUGACAGAGAGAGAUCACAAGCAGGCAGAGAGGCAGGCAGAGAGAGAGGAGG
Molecule: messenger RNA, 6292 nt
Organism: Lutra lutra (Eurasian river otter)
Lineage: Eukaryota; Metazoa; Chordata; Mammalia; Carnivora; Mustelidae
Gene: ZNF862
Product: zinc finger protein 862
Exons: 8
Coding region: 202-3693 (1163 amino acids)
Biological process (GO): regulation of DNA-templated transcription
Molecular function (GO): protein dimerization activity
Source: RefSeq, a predicted model, not a curated record